Mya arenaria is the source of this 8618-nucleotide messenger RNA. Its product is annotated as meiosis-specific coiled-coil domain-containing protein MEIOC-like. NCBI's taxonomy places the organism in Eukaryota, Metazoa, Mollusca, Bivalvia, Myida, Myidae. Gene Ontology annotation, cellular component: cytoplasm; nucleus. Gene Ontology annotation, biological process: male meiosis I; meiotic cell cycle; mRNA stabilization. The record is from RefSeq and is a predicted model, not a curated record. The coding region runs from base 149 to 2572 and encodes 807 amino acids. The transcript is spliced from 8 exons.
UCGAAUGUAUUGGAAACGAGGCUUCGAUCAGCUGUUUAGCAUACGAGAAAAUGUUCUUCUGUUGAGGAUCUCCGCAGAAGACUGAAAUGAAACAAAGACGAUUUUUUUUUUAAGUGAUGGGAGUGUAAACAUUAAACAAUUGACCACCAUGACCAAUCUACACGAGGCUGAGUCUUGCUGGGAAAACUCCCUACCCUCCUUCCAUGGGAACAGAAAACACCAAUCUCUCAACAGCAACUAUGAAGAUGCAGGAAAAUUGCACAACCAAACUUCAGACUCUGGAUUCUUCGAACAACUGAGUUUUGGGGACAAAUUUAAUCUCAGCACAAGUUUGAAAGGGGACCAGUCUCAUGUGUUAGGUUUGGAAGAUCUUGUGAACCAGAUUGUGGAUGAUGACAACUCACUGUUCGCCUUUAACAACAUUUGCAAUUCUACAAGCAAUGCAAACACACUACUUUCUAGUCUUCAAAGUGACAGGAGAGAUGACAGCAGUUUGAGCAGUUUGUGGUCCUCCAGCCUUGAUGAUAGCGGCCUCCAUGAUUCCUCCAACAUCCAGAGUCCACUCACUUUCCCUGCACAAUUCCACAGCACACCAAACUACUGGGAGGAUAGGAGAAGUUCACAGUUACAACAGAGUGGGGCGUUGAAUAAGAGCAGUCUGAGUCAGAACUCAAUGUUACAUAAUGGUACUUCUGUGUCACAGCCUGGUAAUGUUUAUGUUCCACAAAGAAAUGGAAAUGAUGAUAAUACAUACAAUGGUGUGGAAGAACUGAAUAGAUCAUGUGAUGUAAUUGAACGUGGACAUUUUGAUUUUGACUUUUUUAAUUCUCAGACAAGCAGUACUGAUGGAAGAAGAUUGUCAGAACGAAGCAGUGUUUCAUCUCUUGCUUCACAGACAAGCAGACAGUCCUGUGACAGUUUGAUUGAUUUGCAAAAUAUUGUAACAAAAAUGGACAUUUCAGGUCUAGGUGGUAGUUUGCCUCAAAAUCAGUCGCAUGCUAUUUUGAGUAAUUCUGGAGCAAUGCAAGAAUCAUCCUUCCACCCUAUGCCUGCAUUCAAAACCACACAGCUGACAAAGGGCAACAUGCGAUUUUCUGAUGAAAAUCAAAAUCUGAUGAAAAAUGUAAAAUCCAUUGCCGAGCAGUUGUCAAAUUCUUCAGUAAAGAGAGCUUUGACAUUUGUAAAUGACAGCGUGAAUGGCAAACAUGAUAACAUUAGAUACAAUUUUGAAAGAGGAGAGUACUGUGAAAUGUAUUCUCCAAUCAAUGAACCAGAAGGUAGAUUUGUAACUCAACCUAUGAAUAUGAAAGUUUUCAAACCUAUAAGAUCAGCACAACACCUAGUCCAAGAUUCACCAGUAUUAUUGAAGUCAACAGAAGUGAAACCUCCCAUACAGAUUUUGAAGAACCCAUUGACACAAAAUCUCAAAACUGGUGAUCAAAACACGAUGGAAGAGCGUGUUAUGAAAUCAGUCCAUUUAUCUUCCACUAGUUCGCCAACAUUUUUAACACAGACUGCUACACAAAACCAGGCAUAUCUCCAACAGCAGCAAAACACUUCAAAGCUGGGAACGUUUCCAGCAAAUGGAUACACAAAUGACAGUUCGUACACUCUUGCACCUUCAACAGCUUCAACAACCCCAUUACACCUAACAAUACCAAGCCAGCAUAUGCCAAUGCAGGUUUUUACCAAUGGUACCAGCCCAGACUUUAUUCGCCAUGCCCAGAUACCAAUGGCCCCUCCACACCCUCAACUUCUGAAGUAUGGAUCCAAAAUUCCGUACAUGUUUCCUCCAGGGACAUUGUUAUCCCAACCAGUUAUUCCUCCGGAUGGCUAUGAUCUGGUGGCCAUUGAUGCGUUUGGUCGUAUGAUUCCAGUACAGUACACUGACAUGGUUUAUGAGAUGCCGCCCAGAUAUGUGCAAGGAUGCCAGCCAAUGCUCUCAACAAUGAAAAUGCAGCGGAGAAGUGGUCCAGCCAAUGAAUUGCAUACAAAGCUUGAGGAGUGCUACGACCAGUAUAAGCAGAUGGAAACUGAAAGGAAAAAGACUGAGGCUGAGCUGGCUAGACAGAAUCCAGGCAAGAAGGUGUCCAGUGCCAACAACAUCGUGGUGCCCCGCCUCCCUGCCAACCCUUCACGUGUUGAUAGGCUUAUAGUGGACUCCUUCAAAGAACAUGCUAGGAUAAUAACACUGGUUGAAAAAAUGGAGCGUUUACGAGAGUUGAACAUCCACCCAAGUGUACACUCAGCCCUGGAGCGCUGGCUGGAGGGGAUACGUAAGGUUCAGGCACGACGAAAGGAAGAGAUUGUUAAUGCUGCCAACCGGCACCGCAAUGGGUCCACUAGGAAUGACAAUGAGAAAGACAUCACUGCUCUAGCUGCUGCCAUUGCUGAGUUGACCAUGCUUACCCGUAAAGCGCGCACAGCCAAUUGGUGUGCCCUGCAGAUGGCCACUCUAGAUAACCCGGACCUCUCACACAUGGGCAUUGUUCUCCAGAAACAGGACGGGGUUAACAUCUACAGGGUCCAACAGCCAACAAUGACAUUGGCUCCAAGACCCAAUUCCCAGUAAAACGGACCAGAGUUUGCUUCUUUAGUUGUACAAAGCUCUUUGAGUCAUUCUGGCUCUUUGGCCUUAUACUCAGUGAAAUUCUUGUCUGAGGAUGUAAAUAGGACCACAGCUGGCAAUAACUGGCGGUUACACUUGCCACAGGACCAAAUUUUUAGCAGUUCAUGUAGGUGUCUGCUUGUCAAUAUGAGCAUUAGUUUGAUUUGUCUCUAUAUAUUUUCAAUGCUAUGUUUUUACCUUGCUUUCGAAGGCCUUAUCAUGAUAAUUGUUUUGUAAGCUUACAGUUCUAAAUACUGAAGUAGUGAUGACUUUUGGUGUAUUUUUUCCUUUAUGUUGUUAGUAGGAAUUGUGUUUAAGAUCAUUAAAUGAUCACAUAGAGAUAGAUUUUUAAAGUGGCACAAUCACAUAGAGAUAGAGUUUUAGAUUGCUUGAUCACAUAGAGAUAAAGUUUUAAAGUGGCAUGAUCACAUAGAGAUAGAGUUUUAAGGUGGCAUGAUCACAUAGAGAUAGAGUUUUAAAGUGGCAUGAUCACAUAGAGAUAUAGUUUUAAAGUGGCAUGCUCACAUAGAUGUAGAGUUUUAGGGUGGCUUGGUCACAUAGAGAUAGAGUUUUAAGAUGGCAUGGUCACAUAGAGAUAGAGUUUUAAUGUGGCAUGGCCACAUAGCGAAAGAGUUUUAUAGUGACAUGGUCUUAUUUGUGAUGUAUUUUUUUGUAUCCGAAUCACGGUUAAGCUGAGGCAGUAUUAAUUAGCAAAGACAGUUUUGUUCAAAUAUGAUUGUAUCAGAAUUCAUGAUACAAUAAGUUGUAUUUUCAAGUUGAUGAAUUAGGAGUGUGUAUUUUACAAGAUAAUAUUUAUAAUUCUAAUAAGACAAAAUUAUCAAAUAUGUUCAUAAGUUUCAUCCUUUUUGCCAUGCAUUUCAACCCUUUCAACCAAAGAUCUGACAUUGUUUGGGCAUAUUCUACAGUUAUUAUUUGCUUCUUAGCAACUUGGAAUGUUAUUGGAAUGAUAUGUUUUUGAUCAACUGCUUCAGGUCAUUAUUCUUAAUGAUUUAUUGUUGAUUGGAUACAAUCUGCAUUUUAGAAAAGAUAAUCAUUGCUCAUGUUUUUGAUCUGAUUUUGAGACAUGUCAUAUUCAUGUACUUCAUCACUCAUAAUAUGUUGUUGUUAUGUACAGAGUUACCAUUUGUCUAUUGUAACAAGCUUGAUAUCUCAGUGUAAAGUUGCUUUCUUCCUUGUAUAGUGUAUGCAAUAGCACUGUUGAUCAUGUUUCUUCCAUAUUGUACAUAAUAUACAUUUAUAACUUUACACUUUUUCUCUUGGUGCAUUUGAAAUGAGAUUUCCUAUUAAAGACAUUGCACAUACAGCUUUAUUUCUGUCAGUGUUUUGAUCACAUUGUGUCUUUUAGCGUAGUUUUAUCUGUUUGAAAAAAAGGGCUUAUAAUCUAAAAUCAUAUAAUAGUUCCCAUACCGACCUGUGUGCUGCAAGGCUAUAUAAUAGUGCUCCUCAGUGGUUCCUGAAUAGUUGCAGGCCUAUGCUCACUUAUUUUUUUUGAAAAACUAUCAUCUUUACAUGUAUUGCCUCAUCAAAAUCUGUUUCUUUUGCCCAUACAUAUAAUAAUUGAUUUCAAUCAGUAAAAAAGGUAAUUUAUUUCACUUGAUAAGUUUAUUUAUUUCUAUAUGAGCUACUCUAAUACCAAACAUGUCUAGAGGUAACUCUGUGCAUUAAAUUUGGUGUUUUUGGCCUCACCAUUAAGAAAAGUCAUCUGAGAAUGGAAACUGUAUACUUUAAUUUGUUGGCAAAUUGCUAUAUAAUUUAUAAAACCUGUGUACUGAUUUUUUUUUUUGAAUUUAUUGUCUUUCACAUUAUUCAAAACAGUAUUGCUUUCAGAUUAUAUAUUCUACCUAGUCAUUUAUGAUCUAUGAUAUUGAAACUGUUGAGUGACCAUUGUCAUUAUUUAAAUUGACAUUAUAUUAAGCAUUCACAAGAAUAUAUUCCACAGAAUGUGUCAGAUAUUUGAGUUCAUGGCUCUUUAUAAGUAAUAAGUCAAACAUUUCUCAGGCGUUUAUUUGUUUGGCUUCAUUUUCAGUAACAUCCAACUUUUAUAAAUGCUUGGAUGUUUUCCUAUGUAAGACACUUAAGUUUUCUAACAAAACCUAUUAAGUAUCUUUUUGUUUUUGAUUGUUUUUGAAGUUAAAAAAAACCACUUUAACAUUGCAUAUAACAAAACAUUAACUGAUAAUAUUUUGGCAAUACUACCAUUAUUUUACAUAUAAUACAAUAAAGUAAAUUGUGUAUAGAUUCUCAUUAUUAAAGUAUCCUUCUGUUCUAAAUUCUUAAAAGAAUAUUAUAUUGUUAAAUAUGUUGAUAACAUGAAAUUAAUGAACAACUGAUACUCUCUAUUUUUGAGGUCAGAACAUUUUCCCAGAAUGGCUGGAUUUGAUGGAAACUAUAUAAAUGUGCUGAUACAUAUUGUUUGUUUGCUUUAACUGUAUUUGAGUGUAUAUAUAAAAGUGCUUAAGACUGUACAUAUGUGUUUAUUACAAUGUGUAAUACCCUUAACUGUGAUAUUUAGUGCUGUGAUUAUCUAAAAUAUAAUGCUGGUAGAAUGUAUUAUACAUUGAGGCUUUUGAGAGCUUAUAACAAACAGGUCAAUUUAAUGUUUGGACAUGGCCAAAAUUAUGAUCUCAUGUUUAUUACAAAAUUUUAAGUAUCCUAAAUAAUUUUCAUUUAGCAAAUAUUUUUGUAAACCUGUGUAUUGACUAGAAAUGUAUUUAAAAACUAGUACAGAUAAAAAUUAGUUAAACGUAAGAUUGUAAAAAUACUUGAAAUAGAUUAAGUUAAUUUUACUAAUGAUACUACUUGAAGAAAUUUUAAGGUAAUGCAUCCAUCAUAAAAACUUCAAAAUUGCUACUGGUAAAGUUUCAUUUUGAGGUUUGAAUAUUUGUUAAGUUUUCACAGAGAGCUUUUUAUAUAAGCAUUAUGGUGUUUAAAAAAUAAAAAUAAAAAGUGCUAUGGAAUGAUAGUAAAUUUUGUAUUAUCACCUCCCUUUGAUAUAUCAUUUCAUAAAAGUAGCAACAUAUUGGCGUUGAUCAAAAAUAAAAUACAUGCAAAAGUAAUAUAAUGGUUAAUCAGUUGUAUGAAUUAAACAUAGAAAUGAUCUCGAUGUUAAUAUCUAAAAUGCACGAACAUAUCUUUGCAUCCUAAUGAUGGAUGGUUUACCUUAAAAUAGAUCAAUAUGAUUAAGUUAAAUUCAGUAUUUAUAAUGCAAGAAUAGCAAAAAUAAUAAUGCCUUAGUGACAUUAGUGAAGUCUUACCUUGGAACUUUGCUUAUGUAAUAUAGUCAUACAUGUAGCUUUUGUUUACUGCUGAAAAGCGUUUAUUUUUUAUUUGAGAUGAUAGCAAUGAAUUGAUUAUGAUGCACUCCAUACAUUUUUGUUACAUAUUAUUAUUCUGUGUUAUAUAGCUUUUUGGUGUCAGAGAAAGAUUACAUUUUAAUGCUGUUGCUUAAAUAGUCUGUGAUUAAAAGUUUUAGUUUAUUAUUGCUUUAACAGUAUAUUAGAUACAAUGUACCUUUGUUGUUGAACAUGGUUUAUGUAGAUUUUCAUCUCUUGUGCACAAUUAUUUCUCAGGUAGCAGUGUACUAUGUAGUUAUAAUAUGUUUACAUAUUGUUGUGUUUGUUCCUAAUUUCUGCAAUAUUAAUUAUGUUGUAUUUUCCUCUUUGAUGGCAUUUACGGUAUCAUCCUUUCUUUCAUGUUUUCUUCAUCAUUGUUAAGACCUUGUAUCUUACAUUUUCAUUUGAGGACAUAUUACAUAGGGACAUAAUCGUUUCAACUGUAUCAUUGUAUUUGUACAUGUAGUUGGUGUUUAUUAUUGGAUUAUAGUUAAAGCCUAUUAAGAAAUGGAGCUAGAAUUGUUAUAGUUAUAGUUACUUUUAUGUUAGACCUUUAAACUGUAUUUUGCGCUUCAGGUACCUAUAACGGGCACAAGGUUUCCUAUUUUAGCACGGACGUGUAUUCAUUGUUGUUGUUUACUAUAUACAAGUAACAAGUAUAUUCAGCAUUAAGUGUUUUGAUGUAUUGCGUCUCCACAGUCUUUUAAACCUAGAUGGUUGAAAAGACCAUGUUUCGAUCAUAGAAUAUUUUCACAAUCAUGACAUACAUGGUUAGUCCAUGCCAAAGUGAUUAUAGGUUUAGGCGUCAUCUGGCAAUAACCAAAUUAUCAACUGUUUUCAUAAUUCAAAUAUAGAAAUGAUAACCAAAUUUAGGAAGCUUACCAUAUAUAAUAAUGAAAGUAUAUAAUGAGUCAUAAAUAGUUUUUUUUGUGAACCUGCAACUGUUUUUUCUACAUUGCUGGCUUGCUGUUUGAACUUUUGGACUGCCUCCAGACUACCUGCUGUAUAAAUCUUGGAGGUUAAAUUAAUGAUGAUACUGGGUAUGCUUUUUUACAACAAUUGUUUGGUUUUUCUUGCCAGCAAGACAGGUUUGAAUAUUAGAAGUUUGGAACCCAACAUUAAUCUAUUAUGGCCUUAUGCGACGGUAGAUUUUUAUCCUGAGAUGGUAGAUUUUUAUCCUGUUGUACCGUUUAAAAUUCUUGACUUUUAUGUAUGGCAUUUGUUUUUUGUCACAUUACAGCAUCAAAGUAUAAAAUCUUCAUCCACAGUUUGUCAUUUAUAAUGAUUGACAGCUUGGCAUUGGUAAUCUAUUAAAGCUUGAAAGCACAGUUAAGGAAGUAAGUUUUAAAAAAAUAUUUUAAAAAAUGAAAUAGUUAUGUCUCAUAGUCGCCUUUGUGAAAUAUUUUGUUUUUCUCAUUCAGUUUAGAUCUCUACAAAAGUCAAUGAUCAUUUGUUCUAAUAUAAUUAUUAGUUUAAUUUAACAGUUUUAAAGAAACUUUCUGACCUAUAAUUUCACCACAUAAAGAUAAAAAAAUAUAAUGGCCAUACUGGUUACUGAUUUAUACAAUGAUACUUAAUUAAGAAAUAUCAUCCUGCAAUUUUUUCUUGAAGAAAAAACUUCAUUUUGUUAACUGAAGAAAGUGAUACAAAUAACCAUUCUUAGUAAAGAACCAUCAACCUCGAUAAAGUAUUCUAUAUUUAUUAGUGAAGCGAUAUUAAAAAGUACGUUGAUUUGGAGUAAAGUUCAUUAUUGUAAAAGAGAAAUAGUAUUUUUAGUUAACUAGCCAUAGUUAUGAUGUUAGAAUAGCAUUAAAUAUCUUAGUGUUCCUAUUCAUUUCUUUAUAAUAAUAGAGUAUACAGACUACGAGAUAGCUGGCUAUCUUGAAUUACAUUUUAAUUUAUGUACAUACAGGGCUGUAGAUAGUUUAUAAUGAAAUAGAAGUCUAAUGUAGUUAAUAUCUACUGUAUUGCUAGUUAUCGACUUUUCCUUACAUAGUUUUAAACUUCCUUACAUCGAGUGUAAGUUUCAAUGGUACUCUCAAAAUCAUGUUUUUGUGACACAGUUGUAUGUUGUGUCUACAGCUUUAAGGAGAAAACGAUAGUACCAAAGUUUUUGUCUUACAGCUUAGGGUAAUAGGUGUGCUAAGAAAAUAGAAGUGCUUUUAUGAUUUGUAAAAUUCAAAAUUAUGUCAUAUCAGAAUAGUUUUUAAAUAUCAAUGUUAUGUUGAACUUUUUAAAGAUUUUUUUUCUGAUGUUUAGGAUAUACAGACAUAAAACAUGUAUGAAUAUGACUUAAGUUGAUACAGUAAUUAGAAAUAAUGCAAAACUAUAAUUUAUGAGUAAACCACAUAUGUGCCAUAUCUUGAAUGCUCAGAAAUGAAAUUUGCUGCGUUGAAAAUAACACCCAAGUCUUGUAAUUUUGGCCUUAUAAUGUUUGUAUUAGAUUUUUUAUGGCCUACAAUCCAAUGCAAUGAAAAUAAGGGGUUGUUUUAUCAAAUGAAGAUUGUAUAUAAUUAUAGAAAGAUUUACCUUGAUGUUCAGAUUUAUUGUUAGAAAGGUUAUAACAGUUGGGUUUAUUUACUAAUUUAUUUAUUCUCUUUAUUACUAUGCUAGUUCACCUUUAUCUUUUUUAUUUGAAAAAUAAAUCUUAAAACCUA